Messenger RNA from Erinaceus europaeus (western European hedgehog), 7667 nucleotides. RefSeq names its product protein tyrosine phosphatase receptor type Q (gene PTPRQ). Gene Ontology annotation, molecular function: protein binding; protein tyrosine phosphatase activity. Gene Ontology annotation, biological process: protein dephosphorylation. The coding region runs from base 66 to 7016 and encodes 2316 amino acids. The transcript has 45 exons. The record is from RefSeq and is a predicted model, not a curated record. NCBI's taxonomy places the organism in Eukaryota, Metazoa, Chordata, Mammalia, Eulipotyphla, Erinaceidae.
AAGCAGGCAGCAUUUCUCUCAAGAGCCCUCAGUGUGAUUCCACGGCCUGAAAAAAUGUAACAGUGAUGGGCUUUCUUAUCAUUUUGCUUUUGCUUUCCAUUGGAUCUUCGGAGACACAGGUUGUUGUUACCCACUCUCUUCCUGGAAACAGGUAUAAUGUAACAACCCCUUCCAUUUCUGCUACAGUAUAUAGUGUGCCUGUUAGUAAGACAGUGACAACCAAUAUAACAAAACCUGGACCUCCAGUCUUCCUAGCCGGGGAGAGAGUUGGUUCUGCUGGGAUUCUGCUGUCUUGGAAUACACCGCCUAAUCCAAACGGGAGAAUUCUGUCUUACAUUGUAAAAUAUAAGGAGGUCUGCCCAUGGUUGCAAACAGCUUACACACACGUGAGAACAAAGCCUGACAGUCUAGAAGUUCUUCUUACAAACCUUAACCCUGGAACAACCUAUGAAAUUAAGGUUGCUGCUGAGAACAGUGCUGGUGUUGGAGUAUUUAGUGACCCGUUUCUCUUCCAAACUGCUGAAAGUGCUCCAGGAAAAGUGGUGAAUCUCACAGUUGAAGCCUUUAACUAUUCUGCUGUAAACCUGAUUUGGUAUUUACCUCGACAACCCAAUGGCAAAAUCACCAGCUUCAAGAUUAGUGUCAAACAUGCCAGAAGUGGGAUUGUAGUAAAAGACGUCUCAAUCAGAGUGGAGGACAUUCUGACUGGGAAAUUACCAGAAUGUAAUGAAAAUAAUGAAUCCUUUCUGUGGAGUACAGCCAGUCCUGCCCCAACCCUUGGGAAAAUCACACCUCCAUCUCGGACCACACCCUCACCAGGCAUGCUGACCCGGAGCAAGAUGAGCUCCGUGUGGAAAGAGCCUAUCAGCUUUGUAGUGACACAGCUGAGACCUUACACAACAUAUCUUUUUGAAGUUUCUGCUGUGACAACUGAAGCAGGCUACAUUGACAGCACCAUUGUCAGAACACCGGAAUCAGUGCCUGAGGGACCACCACAAAAUUGUGUAACUGGAAACAUCACAGCAAAGUCCUUUUCUAUCUCAUGGGACCCACCAACUGUCAUCACAGGGAAGUUCAGUUAUAGAGUCGAACUAUAUGGACCAUCAGGUCGUAUCUUGGAUAACAGCACAAAAGACCUUAAGUUUCCACUCACUAACCUCACACCGUUUACCAUGUAUGACGUCUACGUGGCUGCUGAAACCAGUGUGGGGAUUGGACCCAAGUCAAAUGUUUCCGUAUUCACUCCUCCAGAUGUUCCAGGAGCAGUGUUUGAGUUACAGCUGGCAGAAGUAGAAGCCAUGCAAGUUAGAAUAACGUGGCAGAAACCACUGCAACCAAAUGGAAUCAUCAACCGGUACAGAGUGAAAGUGAGAAUUGCUGAAACAGGAGUGAUUCUGGAAAACACACUGCUCACAGGAAUAGAGGAGUAUAUAAACAACCCUCUGGCUCCAGAAACUGGGGACGUGGAUCCAAUAGCUGGAUUAUUGGAGGGUUCCGCAGAGAUGUCUUCUGACCUGUAUUCUCUUGCUUCAGUUAUAUAUAAUAGCCAUCCACAGAUCACCUUUCCUGCCAGGAACAGAGCUGAUGUGCAUUAUUCAGCUGUCGGAACGACAAGGAAUCAGUACAUCACCAACAUUGCUUCAGAACAGAUGUCUUAUGUUAUCAGGAACCUUGUACCUUUCACCGAGCACAAAAUCAGUGUAUCUGCUUUCACCAUCAUGGGAGAAGGACCACCCACAGUUCUCAGUGUGAGGACACGAGAACAAGUGCCAAGCUCCAUUCACGUUAUUAACUAUAAAAAUAUUAGUUCUUCAUCUAUUCUGUUAUAUUGGGAUCCCCCAGAACACCCUAAUGGAGAAAUCACUCAUUAUACAAUUUACGCCAUGGAACUAGACACAGACAGAGCGUUCCAGAUAAAGACUGGAGAUAACAGCUUCCUCAUAACAGGAUUACAGAAAUAUACACCAUAUAAAAUGAGAGUCGCAGCCUCAACACAUGUUGGAGAAGGUCCUUUAUCUGAAGAAAACGACAUCUUUGUGAGAACUCCAGAAGAUGAACCAGAAUCCUCACCUAAAGAUGUUGAAUUGGUUGAUGUGACGGCCAAUGAAGUAAGCCUGAAGUGGGCACCACCUGAGAAGCCCAAUGGGGUCAUUGUUGCCUAUGAAGUGCUGUGUAACAGUGUAGACACCUUCCUCGUGAAGAACACCUCAACAAAUAGUAUACUGUUAAGAGACUUGCGACCUUUCACCCUCUACAACAUUUCUGUGAGGCCAUAUACCAGAGUUGGCCAUGGCAAUCAGUUAUCUUCCGUCCUCUCCAUAAGGACUUCAGAGACUGUCCCUGGUAGUGCACCACAAAAUAUUACUUACAGAAAUAUUUCUUCUGGGGAGAUUGAACUACUCUUCCUACCCCCGAGUAGUCCCAAUGGAAUCAUUCAAAAAUACACAAUUUAUCUCAAGAGGAGUGAUAGAAAUGAGGAAAAAACUAUAAACACAACCUCACUGACCCAGAGAAUUAAAGGACUGAGCAAGUAUACCCACUAUAUGGUCGAGAUCUCUGCUAGUACACUCAAAGGGGAAGGAGUGCGGAGUGCACCCUUAGAUGUGCUGACCCAGGAGGAUGCUCCUGAUUCUCCCCCCCAAGACUUCUUUGUAAAACAGUUGUCUGGUGUCACUGUGAAGUUGUCAUGGCAACCACCCAUGGAACCAAAUGGCAUUAUCCGCUAUUACACAGUUUAUGUCUGGAAAAGGUCAUCAUUGAAAACUAUAAAUGUGACUGAGACAUCAUUAGAGUUUUCCGAUUUGGACUACAAUGUUGAAUACAGUGCCUAUGUCACAGCCAGCACCAGAUUUGGUGAUGGGAACACAAGAAGCAACAUCAUUACCUUUCGAACUCCUGAGGGAGCACCAAGUGAUCCUCCCAGGGAUGUUCACUAUGAAAAUGUUAGUUCUUCAUCAAUAAGGCUCUUUUGGACACCUCCUUCUAAGCCUAAUGGGAUCAUACAAUAUUAUUCUAUUUAUUACAGAAAUAUUUCAGAUACUUUCAUGAAGAACUUCACAUUCCAUGAAGUAACCCAUGACUUUGACAAUAUGACCGUAUCUGCACUAAUAGAUGAACUGGCAAUAUUCAGCUACUAUACAUUCUGGGUCACAGCAAGCACUUCAGUUGGAAAUGGGAAUAAAAGCAGUGACAUAGUUCAAGUAUACACAGAACAAGACAUGCCGGAAGGGCUCAUUGGAAACCUGACUUACGAGUCCCUUUCAUCCACCACGAUCAACGUGAGCUGGUGCCCUCCGCCUAAACCCAACGGUCUCGUCUUCUACUAUGUUUCCCUGAGCUCCCAGCAGACUCACCAGCUCAUCAGACCACCUCUCAUAACCUAUGAAAGAAGCGCGUACUUCGAUGAUCUGGAGAAAUACACAGAUUACAUAUUAAAAAUCACUCCUUCCACAGAAAAGGGAUUCUCCAGUGCUUACACUACCCAGUUACAUAUCAAAACUGAAGAAGAUGUCCCAGAAACUUCACCAGUCAUCAACACUUUUAAAAACCUUUCCUCUACCUCAGUUCUCUUAGCAUGGGAUCCCCCAGUAAAACCAAAUGGUGCAAUAAUAAGUUAUGACUUAACACUCCAAGGACCAAAUGGAAAUCAGUCUUUUGUCACUUCUGAUCACUUUCUGAUACUGGAAGAGCUUUCACCAUUUACACUAUACAGUUUUUUUGCUGCUGCAAGAACUGUCAAAGGCCCUGGCCCAUCCAAUAUUCUUUUCUUUUACACAGAUGAGUCAGUGCCAUUAGCACCUCCUCAAAAUCUGACUUUAAUCAACUACACUUCAGACUCUGUGUGGCUGAAAUGGAGCCCGAGUCCUGUGCCAGGCGGUUUUGUUAAAGUAUAUAGUUUUAAAAUCCAUGAACAUGAAACUGAUACUGUAUUGUAUAAGAAUAUUUCAGGUUAUCAAACUGAAGUUAAACUGGUUGGAUUGAAACCAGUUAGCACCUAUUCUGUCAGCAUAUCUGCUUUUACCAAAGUCGGAAAUGGCAACCAAUUUAGUAAUGUAGUAAAGUUCACGACCCAAGAAUCAGUUCCAGAUGUUGUGCAGAAUAUGCGGUGUGUGGCAACUAGCUGGCAGUCAGUUUUGCUCACGUGGGAUCCACCCCAAAAGUCAAACGGAGUCAUUACGUAUUACAUGAUAACAGCUGGAGGGAACUCGACAAUGGUCUCCCCUCGAGACAACAUGAGUAUAUUUGUGAGGCUUCUUGCUAACACCUCAUAUGUGUUUAAAGUCAGAGCUUCAACUGCGGCUGGAGAAGGUGACGGAAGCAUGUGCAACGUCAGCACGCUACCUGAAACAGUUCCCAGUGUGCCCACAAACAUUACUGUUUCUAAUGUUCAGUCAACCAGUGCAACCUUGAAAUGGAGGAGACCAGAUGCCAUCCUUGGCUACUUCCAAAAUUACAAGAUCACCACUCAGCUCCAGGCACAGCAAUGCAAAGAAUGGGAAUCAGAAGGAUGCGUUGAACAUCAGAAAAUCCAAUACCUCUGUGAAGCAGAUCUCACUGAAGAGACAGUCUAUGGAUUAAAGAAAUUUCGAUGGUACAGAUUCCGAGUGGCUGCCAGCACCAAUGCUGGUUAUGGCAACGCUACCAACUGGGUUUCUGCACAAACCCUGCCUGGACCUCCAGAUGGGCCUCCUGAAAAUGUCAGUGUAUCAGCAACAUCCCCUUUCAGCCUCAACAUCAGCUGGAGUGAGCCUGCUGUCCUCACUGGCCCAACCUUCUAUCUGGUGGAUGUCAGAUCGGUAGAUAGUGAUGAAUUUAAUAUUUCCAUCAUCAAGUCAAAUGAAGAAAAGAAAACCAUGGAAAUUAAAGAUUUAGAAAUAUUCACGAGGUACUCUGUGGUGAUCACUGCGUUUACUGGAGACAUUAGGGCCGUGUAUGCAGAAGGGAAGUCAAGUACUCCAGUGGUGGUCAGGACUUUGGAAUCAGUCCCGAAGGAUCCACCUAACAACAUGACAUUUCAGAAGAUACCAGAUGAAGUGACAAAGUUCCAGUUAAUGUUCCUUCCUCCUUCUCAGCCUAAUGGGAAAAUCCAAGCAUACCAGGCCUUGGUUUUCCAAGAAGAUGAUCCAACUGCUGUCUGGGUUCACAACCUCAGUAUUAUCCAGAAAACGGACACAUCUGUGGUUGCAAUGUUAGAAGGACUGAAAGGUGGACAUACAUACAAUAUCAGUGUUUAUGCUAUCAAUAGUGCUGGUGCAGGACCAAAGGUUCAGAUGAGAAUAACCAUGGAUAUUAAAGCUCCAGCACGACCCAAAACCAAGCCCAUCCCUAUUUAUGAUGCUACCGGAAAGCUGCUUGUAACCUCCACCACAAUUACAAUCAGAAUGCCCAUCUGCUACUACAGUGACGAUCACGGACCAAUCAAAACCGUGCAAGUGCUGGUAGCAGAAGCAGGAGGUCAACAUGAUGGAAAUGUAACAAAGUGGUACGAUGCCUAUUUUAAUAAACCAAAGCCCUAUUUUACAAAUGAAGGCUUCCCUAACCCCCCGUGCAUAGAAGGCAAGGCUAGGUUUAGCAGAAACGAAGAGAUGUACAUCAUAGGGGCUGACCAUGCGUGCAUGAUUCCUGGCAAUGAAGACAAACUUUGCAAUGGGCCUCUGAAGCCGAAAAGACAGUAUCUAUUUAAAUUUAGAGCCACAAACAUCAUGGGACAGUUUACGGACUCUGAUUAUUCUGACCCUGUGAAGACUCUAGGUGAAGGGCUUUCAGAAAGAACGGUGGAGAUAAUUCUUUCAGUUACUCUGUGCAUCCUGUCAAUCAUUCUUCUGGGAACAGCUAUUUUUGCAUUCACGAGAAUUCGACAGAAGCAGAAAGAAGGAGGUACCUAUUCUCCUCGAGAUGCUGAAAUCAUUGACACUAAAUUCAAACUGGAUCAGCUCAUCACAGUGGCAGACCUGGAACUGAAGGACGAGCGAUUAACGCGAAAGAGUUGUACCAUCAACUCACAAUGCAUUUACCACAAUCUCUGUUGCAGGUUACUUAGUUAUAGAAAAUCCAUCAAGCCAAUCAGUAAGAAAUCCUUCCUGCAACAUGUUGAAGAGCUCUGUGCAAACAACAACCUAAAGUUUCAAGAAGAAUUUUCGGAAUUACCAAAAUUCCUUCAAGAUCUUUCCUCCACUGACGCAGAUCUGCCGUGGAACCGGGCGAAAAAUCGUUUCCCAAACAUAAAACCAUACAAUAACAACAGAGUGAAACUAAUAGCUGAUGUCAGCAUUCCAGGAUCCGAUUACAUUAAUGCCAGCUAUGUUUCUGGCUACUUGUGUCCAAAUGAAUUCAUCGCUACCCAAGGUCCAUUGCCAGGAACCGUUGGGGAUUUUUGGAGAAUGGUGUGGGAGACUAGAGCAAAGACAUUAGUAAUGUUAACACACUGUUUUGAGAAAGGACGGAUCAGAUGUCAUCAGUAUUGGCCAGAAGACAACAAACCCGUUACUGUCUUUGGAGAUAUAGUGAUUACAAAACUAAUGGAGGAUGUUCAAAUAGAUUGGAUCAUCAGAGAUCUGAAAAUUGAACGGCAUGGGGAUUGCAUGACGGUUCGACAGUGUAACUUCACUGCUUGGCCAGAGCAUGGGGUUCCUGAAAACAGUACCCCACUAGUUCACUUUGUGAAGCUGGUUCGAGCUAGUAGAGCUCAUGACACCACACCUAUGAUUGUUCACUGCAGUGCUGGCGUUGGAAGGACUGGGGUUUUUAUUGCUUUGGACCACCUAACACAGCAUAUCAACCAUCACGAUUUUGUGGAUAUCUAUGGACUAGUAGCUGAACUGCGAAGUGAAAGAAUGUGUAUGGUCCAGAACCUGGCACAGUACAUCUUUUUACACCAGUGCAUUCUGGGUAUCCUGUCAAGCAAAGGAAACAGUCAGCCCAUCUGCUUUGUUAACUAUUCAGCGCUUCAAAAGAUGGACUCUCUGGAUGCCAUGGAGGGUGAUGUUGAGCUGGAAUGGGAAGAGACAACUAUGUAAAAAAAAAAAAUCCACACCAAAGAUAACAACGGCAAGAUAAUUUUCAAAUCUCAGGGAUCAAAAAUCACUUCCCUCGUGCUUCUGAUUUGAAUUGUGCAGCCACAGAGGGAACUUUACUUACCGUGCCUUACUUACUGGAGUCAAUGCUUUAGGAGCAAGCAGUUCCAGGAAACAAGUGACUCCAAAUAGUUUGUUGUGUACAGAAUAAAUACGCAUUUUAAAUGUCGAAGAGAAAACAACCCAGAGAUUUUUUGGAAGUUCUUCUUCUUUGAGGAAUGAGCCCAAGUGCAAAUUUCUACAGGGCUUAAUAUUUCAAGAUGAAUUUGCCCUUAACGUAUUUAAACUUAGUCUUGAACAAAAGUUGUAAAUGUUUAUUCAGGGAGUGUUAUUUUGACCUCCGGGGUGUUGACGUUUCUUGUGGAUCACUUCCAAGACUGUCAUAAUGAUCUGUACUCCCAUGUAUGCCUCUGUGUUUGGGAUCCUCUGUCUUAUGAGUGCUGGGAUUCCAUCUCAUGAUCUCCCAACAGCUGAAGCGUCACCCCUUGACACUGCAAGGAUUACUGCACAGCCUUCUGACAGUACACAGUAGCUCUUUGGGGACACAUCAGGCUAUUGCAAUUGCAUUGGGAUCUUUAUGUUGCAAAUAUAUAU